UUUUGGUUGGAUCUAUCAUAGCUCCUCUCAACCAAAAACUUAUUUUUUGUGUUUACCCCCAACAACUAAUAUUACAAAUACAAAGUCCCCAGAAGUUAGAGAGGAGAAUAUUCAGGACUCAUAAUGGCCAAAUUCUUCAUCGUAUUCCUUGCCUCUGCCCUAUGUUUCACCACCCUUCUUCACUUUGCUGCCGCUGAUGCUGACGACUUGGACCGGUUCCACAUCAAAGGAUCCGUCUACUGCGAUACCUGCCGUGUCCAAUUCAUGACCCGCCUCAGUAAAGUCCUCGAAGGGGCAAAGGUAAAGCUUGAGUGCAAGGGUCGUGAGAACCAGACAGUAACACUGACCAAAGAAGCUGUGACCGACAAAGAAGGAAAGUACGAGAUGGUAGUUAUGGGAGACCACGAAGAGGAAGUGUGUGAGAUCAUCCUCGUCGAAUCACCGGACGCAGAGUGCGGCGAGGUGAACAACCAAGAGUUCUUAAGAAACGCAGCCAGGAUCAGUCUUACGGCGAAUGAUGGCAUUGUCUCUAACGAGGUUCGAACCAUUAACCCACUUGGGUUCAUGAGGAAGACUCCUCUCGCUGAUUGUCCUCAGGUUUUCAAGGAGCUCGGAAUCGUCCCUGAUGUCAUCUUCUAAGGUUAUUAUUAUAUAUAUUUUACCCAUAUUACACCGAUCUGUCAACAAUUUUAUUUUUUUGUUAACUCUUUUUCAACCUAUUAUAUAAAAAUUUUCUUUUUUGAAGUUGUCGUCUGAGUUUACUUAUCUAAUGGUGUUUUCUUUUCUUUCCUAUCUUGUGUUUGUGUUCCAACAUUUUUUUGUUGUUGUUAUGCUUCUGUGAGUUAUAUUUUU
Brassica oleracea var. oleracea is the source of this 852-nucleotide messenger RNA. Its product is annotated as pollen-specific protein-like At4g18596. The coding region runs from base 124 to 639 and encodes 171 amino acids. The record is from RefSeq and is a predicted model, not a curated record. Lineage: Eukaryota; Viridiplantae; Streptophyta; Magnoliopsida; Brassicales; Brassicaceae. The transcript has 2 exons.